Pogona vitticeps (central bearded dragon) is the source of this 5040-nucleotide messenger RNA. NCBI's taxonomy places the organism in Eukaryota, Metazoa, Chordata, Lepidosauria, Squamata, Agamidae. The record is from RefSeq and is a predicted model, not a curated record.
UUGCUGGGGCAAGAGAGAGCCGGGUUGCCCCCGCAGGGCAGCGAGACUCCCCCUCUCCCGCCCCCCCUAGUGUUCCUCCGGGCCCCCGAGGGCAGAGGGAGCACGCUUUGCAUCCUCCCCUUCCCCUUCCCUGUUGUUUUCACAACAACAACCCCCCAUCCCUCCCUGCCAGGUUCUAUUGACUUCAGAACAACAACCCUGCCAGGAGACAUAAUUCCCUCUGCCAUCUCUAGAACACUUCCGGCUUAUUAUUGCUUAGGAGAAGAGAUCAGUGAAAUAUUUGCGGGCGCCAAACGGUUGCUAUGAAUCUCUCCUGAAUUAUUUGUAGACCUCAACAGAGGGGUGGAUUCAGGCAGCGUAAACUUUUCCUGUUUUUGUGCAUUCGUUGGUUUAUUUCAUGUCUGGCUUUAUUUUCAUCGCUUGCGUCCUACCCUUGUGCUUUUGCGGUCCUUGAGUUCAACAGGGAAAGCAGAGCGGCGCCGUUGGGACCACGAUGAACCCCCCAAGGGGAAACUCACCCGCUGCUCCUUAAACAGAUCCGCCUCCUUCUCCAUCCUCCGUCAAGUUUUGGGAGAACUUGUCCUGUAGAUUUCUAGCCAAAGGGACAACAGGUGUCGCUCAGACCGGCUGAGCGUUCCAUUGGUCUGGAUGCCUCGUUCCCCUCUGUCUUCCAAACGGGUCUUCCUGUUGAGAAAAACCAUGAUGCUCCAUUAAUGCCCCAAAAGAUUAUAAAGAAAGAGACAACCAGGUCCCUUCGGGGAAUCUUUUUAAACAUGGGGGAAGGUAUGAGCAGGAAGAAGAAUCCGGAGUCGGGUCUGGAGACCAUCCGGGCGUCCGCUGAGGAGCAACGGCAGGUCAGAAGCUGCGUUCAUCCCACAAUGGAUGCGUUCAUCCCACAACCCACACCCCUUUUUCGUCAGAGCACCUGGACAACGGCCGGUCAAGUCGAUUUCUCCUGGGUGAGCCCUUCUGCCCACCUCGAUCUAGAUGGUCCAGUAAGAACAUCGGCUGGGAGCAAGGAGGACUGGGAGAAAAACCUUCAGUUUGAGGACUGCCAGGAGUUUUUUUCUGAAGGUCCCCCGCUCCUGGUGAAGGUACCCCAAGCCGAGAAGAGAUGGGAGUGCAGUGGCCGGGAUGCAUGGCUUGAAUCCAGAUCCCAAGACCGGACACGGUCCCUCUCCAAAGGAACCCAAACAGAAGCUGCCUGUUCCCACUAUGAAGAGUGGCGUAAUUUCCAGGCUGAAAGGGAUCCCCGUUAUUCUGUCUACAUGCCGGAAACAGCUAAACGCUCCGAGAAGGCGAUUCAACAAGGACUGAAGGAGUUCUUUGGCUUCUUGACGCUCCUGAUGAAAGUGCCCACCCUGUUCAUGGUGGAGCUGAUCCAUUUUCUCAGCAAAGUUGUUUUCCAGGGCGUCACCAUGGUUGUGGCUAUUCGGCAAAUCGUAGUAUACCUCUUCCUGGGGACCGUGUGUGUCCUGAGCAAGCCCACCGAGAAGAAGGACCGCGUCCAUCACGACCCACAGCUAAGUGACAAGGUCCAUGAUGAUGGACAGAAUUUUGACUACGACCAUGACGCCUUCCUAGGGGCUGAAGAAGCCAAGACCUUCGACCAACUGACUCCUGAAGAGAGCAAGGAGAGGCUAGGAAAAAUUGUAAGUAAAAUAGAUGAAGACAAGGACGGGUUUGUAACUGCUGAAGAACUAAAGGCCUGGAUUAAGUUUGCCCAAAAGCGCUGGAUUUACGAGGAUGUAGAGCGCCAGUGGAAGGGGCACGACCUCAACGAGGACGGGCUCAUUUCCUGGGAGGAGUAUAAAAAUGCCACGUACGGCUACAUCUUAGAUGACCCCGAUCCAGACGAUGGCUUCAAUUAUAAACAGAUGAUGAUGAGAGAUGAGCGGAGGUUCAAAAUGGCAGACAAAGACGGGGACCUGAUUGCUACCAAGGAAGAGUUCACGGCUUUCUUGCAUCCUGAGGAGUACGACUAUAUGAAGGACAUCGUCGUGCAGGAAACCAUGGAAGACAUUGACAAGAAUGGGGAUGGCUUCAUCGACCUGGAGGAGUACAUAGGGGAUAUGUACAGCCACAACGGUGAUGCCGAAGAACCAGAGUGGGUGAAGACCGAGCGGGAACAAUUCGUAGAGUUCCGGGACAAGAACCGUGACGGGAAGAUGGACAAGGAGGAGACCAAGGACUGGAUCCUCCCCUCGGAUUACGAUCACGCCGAGGCAGAAGCACGGCACCUUGUGUACGAGUCUGAUCAGAACAAGGAUGGCAAACUCACCAAAGAGGAAAUUGUGGACAAGUACGACCUGUUUGUGGGCAGCCAGGCGACAGACUUUGGCGAAGCGUUAGUACGGCACGAUGAGUUCUAAACCAGAGAACCGCCUUUCUUAAGAAAAAGGAAAAAAGAGAAAAGAAAUUAUUUUCUACUGUUUCGGAAUAACGCAAGAAACUCUCACUACAGAGACUGACCGUUUCAGGCAACAACAUGGGGGGGGGCCAGCGGCAGAAAUCUCUCCCAUCUUUGCUUUAUUUUUUCAGUCCCACAAGGAUGGGAGCUCCAUGUUCUGAAAACCAACUUUCAGUCACCACAUUUUUUUGUUGUUGUUUUUAUAGAUUUGCAUGUUUUUAUGUCUAACAUGUUCCAUUUAUUUUUGUAUUAUUUUUGUUCCGCGUGAAAUGAAGAAUAUCUGCCCUGAAACGAUAGCCCUAGAAAACAGCACUAGCUUCCCCGUUGUGUGACUUCCUCACCUUUUUUUUUAAUUAAAAAAAUAUCCUGUGUACUGAGCUACAGAAUUCCGUAGCGAAAUGCCAGAGAACAAGGAGGGCCAAGAAGAAGGGGGAAAGCAAGAGAAAGCUGCAGUGUUUUGAGUUUCGCCGAGCAGCCUAGCUGAGGAUUUAGUGGGCGUAUUGUUUCGGUUCAGCCUCGUCCUGUUAUCCUUUUAAAUGCUUGGCCUUUCUCCUCCAUACCUGUCUCCCACAGCCGACCGGCCCUCUGGAGAAAUGGCAUCUGCUUCAGCCAGGGGUUAGACCCUGGAAGCUUCUGCUGCCUGGCUUGGCCAUGGCAUUAAAACACCCCUUCCUGUUCUGAGAUCCUUUUGUAUGGGAACUGGGGAGAUGUUGCCAAUCUUUCUGUGAUCUCCCCUGUUCAGGGCAUUUUCUUGGGAUGCUGUAUGCUGUGAAGGCCAUUCCAGAUUUGAGGUUUGCUGCUUGCAUGGGGUCCUUUGAAGUCAAAAGGGUGAAGGUGGGGCUCAGGUCUCUCUUCUUGAUGCAUCAAGAAUUUGUCCUAUAAGACUGAGCAAAUGUGUUUUGAAUGCUGAGGGCCAGACCAAUGCAGCAAUUAAACACAUCUGGAAAUCCUGCAGUUUCCAAGUGCCUUUAUCUUUAAAUUUUUUUUUUAAGAAAAGGUUUCUCAUCUGAAGGGAAUCCUGGCACAAAUCACGCCCCUAGUCAUCAUGCAGAAAGGACAGUUCUUCCUUUUAAGGAGCCUGGUUGAUCAAGGAGCAGCAGUUCAGUAUUAAAUACCUUUUCUACAAGUAUUCCACAUCUCUGUCGGAUUUUAAGACCUUGUUGCUUAGCCUGUCAGGGAGGACCUUACUCUUACCUCUGAAAGAAAACCAUGACUUCACUCUUGUUCACAGGGUGUCAUUUCAUUGGCUCUGAUUUCAUCUUUAAGCCGCAUUAUUUGAGUGAAAAAUAGCUUAGAUGGUGACUGGUCUUUCUUCUGUGCUCAUAUUUUCAUUGCCAGUUUGCAUAGACAUUCAGCCUGCCUUGUGCUCAGCCGAGAGGGUGUGGAGGUGUUCCGUUGAUUUCAGCCAGAUGUUUUCUUCGUAGGUUUUGGGGGUUCAGCUCAGCCUAGCUGGUAUUGCUCCCCCCUCCCCAGCCUGUGGCAGUUCAGUUUCAUCUGUGUUCUUCUUUUUCUCUCAAUGAGACUCAGGAGAGGUGCUUUUUCCAGCGGCUUACACCCUUAAAAUGCCUUUCCACAUUUACUCCGAAUGUAGAAAGCCAGUUCCUCUUUAAAAGAACAACAGCAAAAAACCCUGCUAGCUUAACAAUUGUGAGCUGUUCCGUUUCCUUGGAACCCUGAAGGUUUCGUGGAUUGAAAGUCCAAAGUACUAUCCUUGCUAAAUUUUGACAGUGGGCGGUUUUCAUAACAGUAAAAACCAAACCCGACCCUUCUAGCCGUGAUUCUAUAGAACCAGGGUGGAGUGCAGCUGUUGGGGCCUCCCAAGCAUAGCUUUAUGUUGGGCAUGAACCAGUAGAGAGCGUCUUGUUCAGAAAACCAUCCUUCAAGGACAGGAACUACAUAUGAGUGGAGUUGGGAGAUCCAGAAGAGCCGAUUCUCCCCUUUGGGUCUCCACAAAAGCAUUGCAGAAGAGAAGCAGGAAGCUCACGAAAGGGAGCAUUGCUCUCUGUCCGUCGUGAAGACUUGAACGGGUGACGGAAACAUGGGGACCUGCAGCUGCUUUGGGCUGCCCAACAGCUUGGUAAAACACUAAAAGCAGGUCUAAAAUGGAACGGCCGCCUCAGCUUCCACACUGAUCAAGUGUUGUGGAGGUUCGGGUAGUCCUCACUAAGUUUGAACUGCAGAUUUGGAAGUUGGGAGGGAAGGAUCUUGUGAACUUUGCACAAGCACACGACUGCUGUUGAUGCUGGUGUUUGUGGGGAGGGGUUGGUGCCCAUCGCUGUGCUUCUUCACACUUGUGAGCCGAAAUUUCAGGGCUCUGCUCUGCAAAAACCCUCUACCUGUAGGAAAGGUAUGGGGAAAGCCAGCUGCCAAUGAAGAGUUUGGUCUAGAUGGAGAUUUCCUGCACUGUGUGUCUGAUUAUUUUUUAAAUAGCCUGGUGUGUUCCUCCUUGCACAAUUGUCUCAUUAUUAAAGCAAAUAUCAAACUGGUGGCAAAAGAAAUGGAACCACGUCCUCUAAAGCCCUUCACGGCCUGUCUUUAGAGGAAUUUUUUGGUAGAGCAUAAAUGGAGUUUUAUACAAUGUACAACCUACAGAUAAAGUGGUGUCUUAAUAAAACUGUUUACAUCCCUUA